CUGUGUCGCCAGCUCCCUCCGUCCCUCCCACUUCCAUCCUCAGUUUGUUAUUGACCCAGCAGCCUGCCCCAGCAGCAGAGGCAGCAGUGUCUGCAGGAAUCUCUCCUCCCUUGCUGUGAGCUGCCUCCUGCCUGUGCUGACUUCAAGAAGCCAGCCAGGGACCCUGGUGCCCACUGUGCUCAGCCUGGAUUUCUCCAGGAAUCCCAAGAGGGUUUCAGUGGAUGGCUUGGAAGGACUUGAUUAAGGGCAGUAGCCUGAGCAUAGGACUGACAGGCAGCUCAACAAAAGGGGUUCAUCUCUUGCCAGUGCUGUGGGGCCUUGGGGGCCCUGACACUCACUAUGCUGGCCCCAGGCAGCAGCCCCAAGUGGAGGACGAGGCUAGCCCCACCAUGGGGGCAGAUCUACUGGAUCACCUGCUGGAUCACCCUGUAUACCACGGAGGCUCUGCCCACUUGCCCGUUCUCUUGCAAGUGCGACAGCAGCAAGCUGGAGGUGGACUGCAGUGGUCUGGGCCUCACCAGUGUCCCUCUGGACCUGCCCGCUGCCACCCGCACCCUCUUGCUCUUGAACAAUAAGCUGACCACCCUGCCGAGCUGGACCUUUGCCAACCUGUCCAGCCUGCAGCGGCUGGACCUGUCUAACAACUUCCUGGACCAGCUGCCGGGCUCCAUCUUCGGAGACCUGACCAAUCUGACCGAGCUCCAGCUGCGUAAUAACAGUAUCAGGACCCUGGACAGGGACCUGCUGCAGCACGUGCCCCUGCUGCGCCACCUGGACCUGUCCAUCAAUGGCCUGGCCCAGCUGCCCCCUGGCCUUUUCGACCAGCUGCCUGCUCUGCGCUCCCUGUCUCUGCGCUCCAACAGACUGCAGAGUCUGGACAGGCUGACCUUUGAGCCCCUGGGGAGCCUGCAGUUGCUCCAGCUUGGGGACAACCCCUGGGAGUGUGACUGCAAGCUGCGCGGGUUCAAGCACUGGAUGGAGUGGUUCUCCUACCGAGGGGGGCGUCUGGACCAGCUGUCCUGUACCCUCCCCAAGGAACUGCGGGGCAAGGACAUGCGUGUGGUGCCCAUGGAGAUGUUCAACUACUGCUCCCAGCUAGAGGAUGACGCCAGCUCCGCAGGCCUGGAUGUCCCCGGGCCACCCUGCACCAAGGCCAGCCCAGAACCCGCCAAGCCCAAGCCCGGGGCCGAGCCAGAGCCGGAGCCCAGCACCGCCUGCCCCCAGAAGCAGAGGUACAGGCCUGUGAGUGUGCGGAGGGCCAUCGGCACUGUCAUCAUCGCCGGCGUGGUGUGUGGUAUCGUGUGCAUCAUGAUGGUGGUGGCCGCUGCCUAUGGCUGUAUCUAUGCCUCCCUCAUGGCCAAGUACCACCGUGAGCUCAAGAAGCGCCAGCCCCUGAUGGGGGACCCUGAGGGGGAGCACGAGGAGCAGAAGCAGAUCUCUUCUGUGGCCUGAAGCCCAGCCCGCCCAGGAGACAGGGCAGGAGCAGCACCCAGGGGUGGGGCCCUCCAUCCCUGCCUGCCCCCUGCUGCACUGCCACCCUAGCCUUCCCAAAGCAGGCCAUAGGGUGGCCGCCUCCAGGGUAUCCCACAAAAGCCUGCACUGUGCCCCCAUGUCUGCUGCGCCUCUCAGAGCCCCCCAGGGCUUGGAAACACUUGGGCGACUCUCUCCAAGCCUCUGGACUUGGGUGCCAGCAGAUUCCUGACUGAACACUGUCUAGCAGAUCUCCCACCCCCAGGUGUGGGUACAGAGGGGGUGCUCCCUAUCUCCCCCCACCCCUACCAUCCCCUCACCACCACUUCCGCAUCUGCAAGUCAGUGGGGCUUAGAGUCAAAAUCUGUGACUCUCCUCUAAGGUAGGAUGAAAUCGUGGCUACCCUCCAGCAUCCGGGCCCAGCAGGGGCUGAUCUGCAGUGGCACCAGCCCAGUCACCAGGACCCCAGCACCUAGACGUACUAGGCUGAGAUCCAGCACUCCCUCGCAGAAGCUACUAGAUCCUUCUGCCUGCCCUAGACCACACCACCCACACUGCUCCAGGGCUCACCGGCUCUCUCUCAACAUGGUCCUCCACAGCACCUGCGAGACAGAGAAAUUGCAUACACACACACAGAGAGAUAGAGAGAGAGAGAGAGAGAGAGAGAGAGAGAGAGUCAAAGCAGAGACAGGACUCCCUGGAGCUCUCUAGCUCUCUCAGACCACAGAUUCCUUACUUGAGGAGGAAGGGGGGAAAGGAGGCAUCUCUGAGGUUUCACUGCUCCAGGAUGACUUUUUUAGACAGAAAGACAGACAGACAGAGGCAAAGAGGCAAAGAGAGAGAAAGAGAAUAAAAGAGAUCACAGCCCUGAAGCUUCCUUCCUUCGGUUUGGCAGAAGGCCGGGGGUUUGAGCCUGCAUUGCACACACGGCAAAGCAGUGCAUGGUCCUGCUGAGCUAUUGCGCAGGCCAGACCACAGCACCUUUGUCUAUCUCAUGGCACCCUUCUCAGUGAGCUGGUAGUGGGGUAAAGCAGUGGAGGGGAAGGCCCAGGGGAACAACAGGAGGGUUCCCUGGAGAGCCCAGAGAAGGUGCUGAUGGCCCAGCCUGCCUGUCACCAUGGCAACUUUCUCCUGCCUCCCCUACUGGGUUAUCUGAGGAGAUGGCAGAGAGGCCUGGAAGCCACAGCACUCAUGGUGAUCCCCCUCCCCGCACCCCAAGAGCCUAGCCACACCUAAGUGCACCACCACUGACAGGACCACGAGGACUCAGCACCUGCGGCUCAAGAGCCACCACUCUCUCUACCCUCUCUCUCCCUCCCUCCCAGGCUGAUGGCAUAUUGGGGUUGCGGGUAGCAGACACUGUGCCUGGUGUCUUGUGAGAAGUUUCCUCGCCUGCCUAUGGGGGCAGAGCCCUUGAGCAAGAGAAGGGACCCCAUAUUCGGCUCCCAGACUCCAGCCAACAGGUUCCUUCUCCCACAGCCAAGUUAGUCCAGUUUCCAGAGCACCUAUAGCAGGGUCUGAGCUGGAGUUCAGUCUGGGCACCCUCUGCUCUGUGGCCCACAACACAGGCACAGGGCUAGCUGCUAACAGGGGUCUGUGGUACUUGGAAUGGGGGGGGGCACUCGUCUCCUUUCCUUUGUCUGCACCCUUGGGAAGCUGAUGGCAGAAGAAUCCCAGGUCCCCUUCUGCUGGGCACCAGCAGCCUCCUAGUCCCCAAGGUCAAGAGGACUCAAGUUGGGGGGUCUAGCUCAAAGACAGGGUCUCAGUGAUAGCUGAAGAUGCACGGGGAGGGGCCAGCCUGCCUUGCAUCUUUCAACCCUGCUUCUCACAGAGGAGUGUGGAAUAGGGGAGGGAGACCCCACAUGGGCUGAACUAGCCACUGAGCUCAGGGGGCUUCCUUUCGCUAGUGCACUGAACUGGGGAUUUUCUAAGAAAAAAAUGGGGGUGGGGGAGGGGCGGGUGCUCUCAAUGGUCAUAUCCUCAACCUGAGACAGGAGAUUUUUAAAGGCAAAAUUAUAUUUAUGGUUUGUUGUUUCCGAAGACCAAUAAAGACUGUAUUUUCCUA
Molecule: messenger RNA, 3535 nt
Organism: Erinaceus europaeus (western European hedgehog)
Lineage: Eukaryota; Metazoa; Chordata; Mammalia; Eulipotyphla; Erinaceidae
Gene: LRTM2
Product: leucine rich repeats and transmembrane domains 2
Exons: 4
Coding region: 340-1452 (370 amino acids)
Biological process (GO): positive regulation of synapse assembly; axonogenesis; regulation of presynapse assembly
Cellular component (GO): membrane
Molecular function (GO): protein binding
Source: RefSeq, a predicted model, not a curated record